AUGAGCACGACACCUAUUCAGCAAAUCAUCACUCCUGGGGCGGCGGCACAACGAGCCCUGGCGCCCACGCCGUCGUCGUCGUCGCAAUCUGGGAUCCCCAGACUCAAUGCCAUUUCGUCAUCGUCCACCAAGAGCGUGCCUGCCUUCCUCAACAAGCUGUACAACAUGGUCAAUGAUCCCUCCACCAACGAUCUGAUCCACUGGUCCGAGGACGGCACCACCUUCGUCGUACCCAGGCACGAAGACUUUGCCCGUGAGGUCCUGCCCCGCUUCUUCAAACACAACAAUUUCUCGAGCUUUGUUCGCCAGCUCAACAUGUACGGCUUCCACAAAGUCCCACAUCUCCAGCAGGGCGUGCUCCAUUCCGACGGCGAAGGCGAGAUUUGGGAGUUUGCAAACCCCCACUUUCAGCGGAACCAGCCGGACUUGAUCUCGCUCGUCACGCGCAAGCGCGGAAGGGAUAGCGACGAUAAGGAAAGCCACGGCCACGGCACGAUCGACUACAACCAGAUCAUGGCCGAGAUUUCCGCCAUCAAACGCCAUCAGAUCACCAUCUCCACCGACCUCAAAAACAUCCAAAGGGACAACCAGCUGCUCUGGACCGAGACCAUUGCCACCCGCGAGCGCUACCAGCGACAGCAGGAGACGAUGGAGAAGAUCAUGCGCUUCCUUGGAUCCAUGCUGACCCUGAAGAAGGACGCCAUUGUGCCCAAGAAGAAUCCGCUCCGACUGACUGCCCGUGAAACAACGGCCUCGCCGCCCAUGGCUUCCAGUCGCGCAAACUUCCUCGAGCCGCUUGGUGGAUCCGCGUCACUGGAGCGAGGAGAUGGCCGCGAUACGGCGACAGCCGGAGGCUUUGGUAAGUGA
Molecule: messenger RNA, 867 nt
Organism: Polychytrium aggregatum
Lineage: Eukaryota; Fungi; Chytridiomycota; Chytridiomycetes; Polychytriales
Exons: 2
Coding region: 1-867 (288 amino acids)
Biological process (GO): regulation of DNA-templated transcription
Molecular function (GO): DNA-binding transcription factor activity; sequence-specific DNA binding
Source: RefSeq, a predicted model, not a curated record